Messenger RNA from Anastrepha obliqua, 2336 nucleotides. RefSeq names its product BUD13 homolog. The transcript is spliced from 2 exons. The record is from RefSeq and is a predicted model, not a curated record. Gene Ontology annotation, cellular component: RES complex; U2-type spliceosomal complex. Gene Ontology annotation, biological process: mRNA splicing, via spliceosome. Gene Ontology annotation, molecular function: RNA binding. Bases 92 to 2182 code for a protein of 696 amino acids. NCBI's taxonomy places the organism in Eukaryota, Metazoa, Arthropoda, Insecta, Diptera, Tephritidae.
GCAUAUUUGGCAAUGGAAGUGUGGUAUUGUUUUGUGUUAAACGAAAGCGCCUUUUAUUAAACAGUUGAAAUAAUUUCGCCAAGUAUAAAUAAUGUCGGCACACGCUUCUACUAAAAUUGAUCAAAAAGAAUAUCUCAAAAAAUACUUGUCCGGUGAUAAGUCAAAAAAGAAAAAGAAAGACAAGAAACGAAAACGAGAGUUUGGUUCCGCCAAAGUGAAAAUUAUUGACGACGAUGCGACGUACAAUCAAACACAAGAAGAAUUUGAUGAGGAGCUCCUUCUGGGAGGUGAAGAUGCGCCGCAGAUUGUCGGCGAGUAUAUUGAAGAUAUAUCUAAUGUACCAAAGUGGCGAAGCAUUGUGGUGAAGGAGGAGCCUGAAGAAGAAAAUGAAGUAAGCUUGGAUUUGAAGCCGGAUGAGGAUCUCUGGGGACCUAAACAAAUCAAACGCAAAAUAAAAGAUGAAUUUUCGCCACCACGACGAAAUCGAAACAAAGAAAUGGCUAAACGGUCACCUGAUAUCUCACCGCCUAGGCGUAAACAUAAGAAUAAUUUGCCAAGUAAAGCUGAAAGCAGGAAUGGGAACUUUACUAAAGACAAAUCGUUAAGAGCGCAUAAUCAUUCGCCAAGUAAAAGUAAUAGAAGAGGUAACGAACAUUCGCCGUAUCAAAGUACUCGAAGGGAAAGUCGACGUUCGCCUGAACAAUACGCAUCAAGGAGAAACGAACGUACACCGGACUACAGCCCGAGGAGAAAUCGUAACCAAUCACCAGAUGGAAGUCUGCCGAAAACAAGCAAAAGCACUUUAGAUCAGAGCCCUCUAAGAAGGGAUUGCAAACGCACAUCCGACCUAAGCCCGAGAAGAAGGGUUGCGCGGUCACCUGACCAGAGCCCGCCAAAGAAAGCCAAACGGUUAUCCGAAGAGAGCCCACCAAAGCGAGGUAACAGAACACCAGAUCGAAGUCCUGUACGAAAGAAUAAGCGUGCGACUGAUCAAAGUCCCCCGAGGAGAAGGUAUCGUUCACCAUAUCGACAAAGGAAUAAUUCUAGCAGCCAAAGCCCACCUAGAAAGAGCAGCCAGCUUAGACAAAAAGUUGCUGCAAGAUCAUCAAGUUCCGAUCAAAGCCCACCAAGAAAAGAUAGAAAUAAAUCGACAAAAGGCAGGAGAAAAAGUCGCAGUCGCAGUGCUGAGCGGAAUUUUCAACAACACAAAAAAAAUGCUUCGUACGCCGAAUCCCCACCGAGGAGUAAAGAUACCGAAAAAUAUCGUAGACGUAGCAAAUCUCCCACGAAAAUAAAUCGUAGAAAUUCUAGUGAUAAAUCACCGCCCACACGUUACGACGGCAGACGUUCACCGUCACGAAAGCACCAAAAUGAUUCACCAGUUCGCAUAAAACGUGAAAAAUGUUCACCAGAUCAAUCACCACCACGACGAAGGCAGGAUAUUGUUAAAAUGGAACGCUCUCCUUCAGUGCAGCCCAAGCCUAGUCGAUGGACCAAGUUGGAACGCAGAAGCAGCGAUUCGCCACCACCAACUCACAAACCCAAAGCUUCUAAGACGCUCGAUGGCAAAAAGGCUGGUAUACAGGAUGCCAAGUCACUUAUGCAAGAGACUGAGGAGCGCCGUCAGCGAGAGGAGCGCAUGUAUAAUGAAAUGUCCAAGGAAGUGUCGGGACGCGAUGCUGAGGUUCGCGUGCGCAGUACAGGUCGGAAGGGCCAACGCGCGCGCGACGCGGAAGAAGAAGAUCCGGAAAAGCGACGCCGUAAAGAAGAACAUGAACGGAGGAAAAAAGAAAAAUACGAUCGUUGGGGCAAAGGUUUAAAGCAAGUUGAGGAGCAUCGACAACGUGCGGAGGCUGAGUCAUAUGAAGGCAGCAAGCCACUAGCUCGCUAUGAAAAUGACGAGGAUUUGGAUCGCUAUCUACGCGAGCAAGAGCGCGCCGAUGAUCCAAUGCUGGAGUAUAUGCGUAAAAAGAAGAAGGAACGACAGAAAGAGACGGGUGCCUUAGCGGAGAUACCUAAGUAUGAGGGCUCAUAUCCUGAAAAUCGAUUUGGCAUACGACCUGGUUAUAGAUGGGAUGGCGUUGAUAGGUCGAAUGGCUUCGAAAAGAAGUGGUUUGAUGUGCAAAAUGAGAAACGCGCGGCACAGGUAGAGGCGUAUCUGUACAGUGUGGAGGAUAUGUAAAGCAAAUUAGUUCUGUAUGCUAGUAAACAGAGUUUUUAUUUCUGUAGCAGUUAUUGGGAAAAGAUUCAGGAAAAUCAAUGCAUUCCAUCCGCUGUCGACAACUAUCCUCCUCAUUCAUCAUUUAUAUAUAUGUGCAAAAUUUUUUUAUUAAUAU